Molecule: messenger RNA, 1290 nt
Organism: Fusarium vanettenii 77-13-4
Lineage: Eukaryota; Fungi; Ascomycota; Sordariomycetes; Hypocreales; Nectriaceae
Exons: 1
Coding region: 38-778 (246 amino acids)
Source: RefSeq, a predicted model, not a curated record
CUUGCUCACUGCUUAGCCCAGCCCCCUCCUCUCUUCGAUGGCUACCACAGACCACUGCCUCGUGUGCUUUGAGGCUCUCGAUGCCCACCUCAAUCACCGGAAGGCUCUGGAUCUCGAGGAGAUCCAGGAGAAACUGGCCCAUGCCAGUGCUCCCAAAGCUCUCGACGAUCCCACCCUACAGCACCUUGUCGUCCCCGACGCCAGCACCUCUUCCUCCUCCUCUUCUACUUCUCUGAGCGUGUCGACGCCUGCGACAAGCACUUCAUCUCUACCCAUUGCUCCAACCUCAGCCCCUCUCUUCGUCACAUGGAACACCAUGGAGGACGGCGAGGCCUCUCUCCGCGGCUGCAUCGGCACCUUUGAAGCUCAGGACCUCUCCGAGGGCAUUGCAGAGUACGCUCUAGUUUCGGCGCUUCAAGACACCCGCUUCUCGCCUAUAAGAAAAACAGAGCUCCCAUCACUGCAGGUUGCGGUGACGCUGCUCACCGACUUUGAGGAGGUCGACGACAUGUUUGACUGGGAGAUUGGUGUCCACGGCAUCCGGCUCUCCUUCUACGACCGGGGCCGCCGGUACGGAUCCACCUACCUCCCGGACGUGGCCUCUGAGCAGGGCUGGACCAAGGACGAGACUCUCUUCAGCCUCAUCCGCAAGGCGGGCUGGAUGGGCAGCCGGGGGCGCUGGAAGGACCUGGAGCUCAAGGUCACGCGGUACCAGGGCAAGAAGACGACGCUCGAGUAUGCGGACUUUAAGAAGUGGCGGGAUAGUCUUAAAGAGUGAGGGCGCAUCUAUCGAGAGGUGGUGGUUGUAAGUAGAAGGGUAAGCUGUUGAUUCUAGACCUAGAGGUCCGGCGUUUUUGGCGACAGGAGGGAAACAGCCCUCGGGGUGCCAUUUCAUCUCAUUUGCUUUGAAAGGUAGAGCUAGGCGUGCUACCACGCUCAGCAUCAUCUCCCAAUUCACAAACUAUUCAGACAUGUUGAUUUCAGUUGCAGGUUUGACCCAUGGGCACCCAGACAUACAUCACGCAGGGUCACAACUUGCGAUGCUCAUGUAGGCCAAUAUAUCAAACUUGAUGCAAGUUGAUGUAUUAUUCUAGUAACCAUCGAUGCAAACCAAAACACCAGAGUCAACCUCAACCCUGCUUUGCCAGCGCAUCUUUCAAACUCCAAUAUGGAAACAGUACUUUAUGGACAUGCUCUGCUAUUCUUAAAUACGAUCCGAACCAGAAAAACACAAAACUCGCGACAAAUAUGACCUAGUACAAUCCCCAACCCAGAUAAAACAGGGGAAAG